This is a messenger RNA of Ceratitis capitata (Mediterranean fruit fly), 2324 nucleotides long. RefSeq names its product syntaxin-7 (gene Syx7). The transcript has 7 exons. Bases 416 to 1288 code for a protein of 290 amino acids. Gene Ontology annotation, cellular component: endomembrane system; SNARE complex; synaptic vesicle. The record is from RefSeq and is a predicted model, not a curated record. Gene Ontology annotation, biological process: intracellular protein transport; vesicle fusion; vesicle-mediated transport. Lineage: Eukaryota; Metazoa; Arthropoda; Insecta; Diptera; Tephritidae. Gene Ontology annotation, molecular function: SNAP receptor activity; SNARE binding.
UUUUUGCAAAGAAAAUAAAAAAGAUUUAUCAUCUGUAAAAAAUUGAAAAGUGUAAAAUAAUAGACAGUGGGCGAAAAAUUCGCUUUUAAUUAAAAAACAGGUUAAUGGUGCGACUAAUCGAAAAGUCAAGAAUGUUAUAAAGUUUCGGCAAAACAAUCAAAUAUUAUAAAUUUGGCAUUGGCUGAGGGAAAGUUGGUUGGCAAAAGGAAGGGCAACAGUAGAAGCAAAGUGCCAGUCGUCGUAUGAUACCAAAAAACAGAAACCACAUAAAAAGUAAGCGACGUAACUUGUCGUAGAGGAAAAUACACCAACCAUAAUUGCAUUUCUUACAACAAAGAAAGUUGGUACUUACAUAGAAACUUCGUUUCCGCUGCUGAAAAACUAAUCAACAACCACAGUGUCUACCUACGAGAGUAUGGAUUUGCAGCAUAUGGAGAAUGGCAUCAGUGGCAGUGGCCAUGGUGCUGGAAAUGUUGGUGGUACCGGUGGUUUCAGUGAAACUGACUUCCAACGUCUGGCCCAAACGAUUGCGACAAGCAUACAGAAAAUUUUACAAAAUGUGUCGACUAUGCAACGUAUGGUCAAUCAAUUCAAUACACCACAGGAUUCGCCCGAUUUGAAGAAACAGCUACAUCAAAUUAUGACCUAUACUCAUCAGCUGGUUUCGGAUACAAAUAAUCAUUUAAAAGAGGUGGAUAAAUGCAAAGAGCGUCAUUUGAAAAUUCAACGGGAUCGUUUGGUUGAUGAAUUCACUGCUGCUUUGACUGCAUUUCAGGCCCUUCAACGUAAGACCGUCGAUAUCGAAAAGAAUGCGGUUCGACAAGCGCGAUCACAUAGCUACAAUAUUAGUAAACCACCGGGCACGAACAGUAGCAAUGGCAGCGGCGGUACCAGUGGCAGCAACAAUAGUGGUUCCUUCUUCGAGGACAACUUCUUUAACCGUAAAUCAAAUCAAUCGCAACAACAAACACAAAUGCAGGAAGAAAUCGAUUUGCAAGCGCUGGAAGAACAAGAACGACAAAUUCGCGAAUUGGAGGAAAAUAUUGUAGGUGUGAAUGAAAUCUACAAGAAACUUGGUGCCAUGGUGUACGAACAAGGUCUAACUGUUGACUCGAUCGAAUCGUCCGUAGAACAGACUAGUGUAUUCGUAUCACAGGGUGCUGAAAAUCUGCGUAAAGCCAGCUCGUAUAAGAAUAAACUGCGUAAGAAGAAACUCAUUUUAGCUGGUAUACUUGGCGUAGUAUUAUUUAUUAUCAUUAUGAUUAUUGUAUUCGAAUUCAAAAAAUAAUUAUAAACAUACUUAUGUGUGUUGUAAUGAAAGGAAAAGUAUUUUUUUUGCUGGCAAUGUUUUUCUUUGCACUCUCCCAUAUGCUGCUACAAAGUUGUAAUUAAAGUCAGUGUCCAGCUGCAAUCGUGGAGUGUUGGUAUCGUCGUAAUGAUAAAUAAAGAAAACAUACAUACAUACAUAUAUACAAUUGUUUUGGUGAUAUUUGAAAGCAAAUACUUUCCAUGGAAGUCUAAAAAUAGAAACAAAAAACGUUGGCAAGAACUAAUUUAAAAUGUGAAAAAAAAAAUGCAGAAAAGACACAACCCUUAUCAGUUCGCCAUUUGUACAAACUACGUAAAUACUUAUAUGUUAAUAUGUGUAUGUUUUCCAGUUUUCACAUUGGUUGGAUAACUAAAUCUAUUGUAAAAAUAAAAAUAAAAAAAAAAUGGAAAAUUUUGAAGCGAGACAAAAAUUAAGGCAAACAAAUAAUAAAAAAAAUAUAUACAUUCUCAUUUGUAACAUAAUUUUGUGGCGGUAGUUAUUUACCAUAUAUAUUACAUCGUAUUAUUUAAUCAUAAUAUAUAUAUAUCUAUAAUUUUAUGCAAAAUAUAUUGUACGCAUAUUUAUUAUUAACUCGAUAUAUCAUAAUUAAGGCACAUAUAAUAUACAUAUGUAUGUACUGUAAACGAAAACGUAGUGUGUAAUUGUAUGAGGGAACAACGUUUUGCUAUAAAUGCUAAACGCUUUAAUUAUUGAUUCAUUGCACUGCAUUACAACACUCAUUUUUCUUAGACAAUUACAAUUUUUUUUUUUUUUUUAUUAAAUGCAUUUAAUCAAUUGGCUAAUUGUGUAUGUAUGUAUUUUGUUGCUUAUUUUGUUUCAUUCCUUUUUUGUUGUUACCUUAUAAUUAUAUUAACUAAAGCUUGCUAUUGUGAUGAAAGCAAAUGUACAAUUUCUUGUGGUUGGGGUAAACGCGAUAGAAAUAAAAUACAAUACAUACGAACCAACUAAUAGACAUGAUGACAUUAAUAAAAAUACACUUAUAUGAAAAAGUUUA